UUGCUGGGGAGGCGAGGCCAGGCGGCUGCAGGGCUGUGACAGAUCUAGAAACAUGUCAGCGCCCACAGUCGUGCUACAGUGGUGAGGCGCUUUGUUCAAAAGAGAUCCGGAACGGACAUCACCAGGCUAAGUUGGUUCCAGUACUUAUCGUGGGGCCAGAGAAGCGAGGGACAGGUUUUUAGAGAUGCAACAGCUCAGCAAUCUCCAGGUGUCGACUUUAUUUAACACCUGGAGUCGGAUCCACCGCGAGGGAGGCCAGCACAGACUGUGCCUUAGGACCACUUCCUUUCCUUUUCCAGCACCUGGCUUUAGGAAGGCUUGAGGGUAAGGCUGUGAGAAACUCCGUCUCCGAGGCCAACUCGGGAUAGCCCAGAGCCCCCAGGAGAAGCAUCCACUCUGCCACCCGAAAAAGCAGGUCCUGAACCCAGACUAGCCAUGAAGAGUGACUUUUCCACAUCAGCGGCCUCCCUCAAAGGAGUCAGAGGGCCCCUGAGGAGCAGCGAGCUAGUGCUCACAGGCCCAGCCCCCACUGCAGCCGCGGUUCUGCUGGAGGAGGCGGCCGACCUCUUGGUGGUGGACCGGGACUUUGUGGCUGCACUGCAAACUUGCCAGCGGGCCUGCCAGAGCCUGGCCCAGGCGGAGGGAUCCUUGAGCGACUCCUUGGAGGUGAAAUGCUCCCUUUGUGUUGUGGGGAUCCAGGCCCUAGCAGAACUGAAUCGGUGGAGAGAAGUACGGCCCUGGGUUCUUCAGAAUUAUCACAUCCCUGAAAAGCUACCCCCCAAAGUCCUGGAGCUAUGUGUUCUUCUAUACAGCAAAAUGCAAGAGCCUGAAGCCAUGCUAGAUGUGGUCAGAGCCUGGCUUCAAGACCCAGACAACCAGUGCCUUCCAGAAUACAGAGCAGUGGCAGAACUCCACCUGCGACAAGUGCUGCUGCCUCUGGGCUACUUGUCUGAGGCUGAGUUGCUUGUGGUAGAUGCUGCAACCUUCAGUGAGGACCAGAGACAGGAGGCACUCCAGGCCAUCAGUGCAGCCAGGCAACAGCAGAAGUGCCAGCACAGCGCCAGCACUGAGAAGACCCAGGUGCCAGACCAGGAAGGUACCUCCUCUAGCAAGUUUUUAUCACUACUGACAUUGCUUCAAAAGUUUUGGGACUUUGCAGUGAGACAUUUCUGUUCCUUGCCCUUCAAAAAGAGCAUCCUGGCUGCUGUUCUCCUCUGUGUCUUGGUGGUGAGGUUUGAUCCAGCUUCUCCUUCUUCCCUGCCCUUCCUCUACAAGCUGCUUCAAAUCUUCCAUCGAAUUCGGGGGGCCGUAUUUUCUCCCCUCUACCAAGUGCCCACCCACGACUGAGUGACCUUCCCCACCCCACUCAGUCUCUUCUUCCCAUCUUCCCAUGUCUGCGGCCACAGAAGCGGAGUCUCUCAUCCAUGGUGACCCAUUUCCUGUUGCUGACUAGACCUCCUACCUGAGCAGGGUCAACUACUUACUAGAAAGAGCUGUUCCAGGAGCUGAACGUGGUCUUUGCCCACUGCCCAUGGACUUAGCAGGUCACAUGCAAGAGUGGCUCCAGGGGAGACAAGUCAUCCAAUAUAGCUACCCAGAACCCUCAUGAGGAGUUUGCAGGAGUGUAUGUUCAUGAAACAACUUUCUGGCAGUGGCAAGAGGCUGAUGUUUUCGGGUUAUGAUGUCAGGAAAGCUUGAAAGUUCAGGAAAAUCCAGAUGAUGUGGUGACUGACUUUUAGCCUUUAACCUUUAGCUUCACUGCUUCCAAAAAGCUCUGAAAACUCCCCUCCCACCCCCCUCCCCAACUAAUUAGGAUUUUUUUUUUCUUUUUUCUUUUAGCCUGAGCACUGCUCAGCUAUGGUUUAUGAUGUUGGGGAUUAGACCUGGGACCUCAGGUAUAAAAGCCUUUUUGCAUAACCAUUGUGCUAUCUCCCUGGCCCCAGACCCAUAUUUAGUGUGAGGUAAGAGAGGCCCUCUUUGUUCUCCUUUAUGCACCCAUCCACAGAUCUGAUUUCACUUGUUAUCAGUACUGCUCAGCUCUGGUUUAUGGUAGUGCAGGGUUUGAACCUGGGACCUUUGGUGCCUCAGACUUUCAAGUAUUUUUGCCUAAUGAUUACUCUGUCUCCCCAGCCUUCCCUACCUUGACUCUUAAAAGCAAAGUGAAGCUGCCUGCCUUUCUUCACUGGGUAAAGUGAUCUUGUUUCAUGCAUCUUGGCCUUAAGCUUAAUUUUCCAGCUUGCUUGUGGCCAAGCCCUCCUCUGUUACAGGCAGUGACUCUGCCCCCCCUCUCCCCACAUCAGCCUCCCACCCCUGUCCUAUGGUUGUAAUUUUGUACUUUUUCCACAACUAUUUCACCAGGCCAGGCCUGUAUCCUUCCCUCCUUGGUUACCACUGUUAUUGGCACCCCCUUUCUCUGUCCUGUUCUAGAUAUAUUCCAUAGUGUCUGUAAUGAUCAAGGUUUUCUGCUCAUGUGGCCUUGAAAAGUAGGCCAGUCUCAGAGGUUAAGGAGCUGAAAAUGGAACUGGGUAAUCAGGUGAGCUGGCCAGAGGGGAGAGAAAAGAGUUUGGAAGGCAAUAGACAAUUUUAUUCAUUGUCAGUGGGUGGGAGGCAUUGGGUCCUUGGUGUUUAAAAAUGGGCAACUGUUGGCCACCUUUCAGUGUUUUCUGUCACUGGCUACAAGAAUCUUAUAAGUUUCUAGGCAAGUAGAUAUCAGCACUACUGUGUGGGGUAUGUAAGACUCUAGCAGCAGCAGCCUGUCUUUCUGCAGCUGGAGACCAAACAGGCUGUGGGAACCUCAGUCAGUAUCAGUACUGAUGCCAAGAAUAUCAGAGGUGCCAAUCAGUUUUUCCUUGGUUGAAUCUUGGAAGUGGCAAGUCAACAACUUCUCUAAUGAAAAGUCCUUAAGGGGUUAUGUCCCCUAGGGUGUGGUCCACCUUUGCAGGUCAUACAGCCUACAGAGUCAUAAGUGGCUUUUAUCUUUUAUCUGUGGGUUUUCCAUAUCCUCCCCCUCCCACCACUGCCUAGUGAGUUCCUCCCUCUUCUCUUUUCCUGAUGUCUCCUGCUUCCAGUCUCUGUUUCAUGCCUCUUCUGUGGUGGUGACCCAUGGCCUUCUAAUUGUACAGUCCUGUCAGCCCUCCCUCCAGUAAAUGUGAACUCUUGGGUCUGGGGAGUGGCUUGUUGCCAUGUGUAAGAAUCAGGCUUGGAUGCCUUCUCCACCACUCCCUAGCUUUGUGACUGUUGGUUUAUGACCUCCCCCCAACUCAAGCACCACACCCCACCCAUCUGUAAGUUCUUAUCUCAGAGGGCCCUUUGGAUGGGGGAAAUGUGGUGCAGUGCUACUUAUGUUGAGUAUGUGAGUGAUAGCUGCAUCCCUGUCACCCAGGCCAGCAUCUGGGAGGUUUCGGAAAACACCGGGAGUUAUUUAGAUAAACUCACUGAUGGAGCUGACAGGCGCUUUCUGGGAAUCCUGUGAGUUACCUGUUGUGAAAAGCCUGCAUAUAAAGGUGUCCUGACUUCUCAGGCCAUUAUUCUGUCUCCUCUGAAGUCCUCCAAUAUUGUUCUACUGGCUCACCUCUGAGUUCUGUGUUUUAUUUUGGCUCACACUCUGCUGUGUUACCUGUUAAGCAACCGCAGCCACCUUCCUCAUCAGACAAGAAACUCAGGACCAAAACUGCUCUGACAUUGGUGAUAUUUUCUAAGGCUACAGACAGGUGCUCAUAUCAGUCUUCAGCGUUAGGCAUUUGUGAGGUCAGAGGUGAGGGAAGACUGUGAGACUCUAACCUGUGCUGUCCAAGGUGGAAAUCAUUAGCUAUCUGUAGCGUUUGAGCACUUGAAAUAUAGCUGGUCCAAAUCAAGAUAUCCUAGUAAAGCAAAGUAUAUUCUGAAUUUCAAGGACCUAGUACUAAAAAAUAAAUGAAAUAAAGUAAAAUGAAAACUCAGUGAUUAUUACUGGUUUGCAUGCUGAAAUGAUAAUAUUUUGGAUAAACUGGGUUAAAUAAAGUCUAUCAUUAAAACCA
Molecule: messenger RNA, 4016 nt
Organism: Erinaceus europaeus (western European hedgehog)
Lineage: Eukaryota; Metazoa; Chordata; Mammalia; Eulipotyphla; Erinaceidae
Gene: PEX26
Product: peroxisomal biogenesis factor 26
Exons: 5
Coding region: 436-1347 (303 amino acids)
Biological process (GO): protein import into peroxisome membrane; protein import into peroxisome matrix
Cellular component (GO): peroxisome; peroxisomal membrane
Molecular function (GO): protein-containing complex binding; ATPase binding
Source: RefSeq, a predicted model, not a curated record